AUGGCUGCACGGAAGUUCAAGGCUGACGUCCUAGCGGCAGCCGCCAAUGCCGCGGCGGGGCGCAUUAACAAUGUGUCUUCAGUGAGGAGGGGCGAUGAUGACGAGGUCAUAGUUACCUACUUUAACGAGCAGCUCCCCAAGAGCCUUCAAGUUCGUCUUCUGGCCGCCAACGUCGACGGAUAUCCUGGUCCAUGCAACUUUCUUCUCUUCACCGAUGAUGAGGAGGCACCGAGACAGGUAGCCAAAGUUCUCGAGCAAGUGCAAACCCACUUUGCUACCGGCGGUAGCUUCACCAUUACCCGCGCUAUCACUUACUUGUCCAAGAAUCUGGACAAGUGCUUGGGAGAGUCCCUCAGUCUUGACAGCCCCAAUUCAUCCGAUGCAGAAAUGACCGACGCUGAUGAGGUGAAUGACAAUAGCGAGGAGGAGGAGGACGACGACUGUGCUUACGAUAGCUUCGGCGCGAAUGCAACCGACGAUGAGGCUGAUGAUGAUGGGUUCUUUGCUCAGAUGGGCGGCAGUGCUACCGCCGUACCCACCAUGAACCCUCAGCUUUCACAUUCCCAGCUCAAGGAACAGGAGCGAAUCAGAGCAAGUCUCCGCAAGGCCAAGCGAUCGGGCUGCAAGAUUGGAGUCCUAGCUGGGCUGCUUCCUGGCCACAAUUUCCAUAUUUUCUCAAUGUCCGUCAGGAUCUGUAAGCUUGGCUUGUCUGAGGAGAACCUGCUGGCCUGGGGCCUCUCCGACUCAGACUACUUGGUUCUGCUGGUUUCCAUAACCGGUACGAGUUUCCCAACCAUGGAAAGCAUCAUGGAGCGACCGGCUGCGCAUAGCGGUAUGAAGUUCCGCAUCCGCAAAUGCGCCAACUUUAAACCGACAACUAGCCAGGCUGUCAAAGCAUUCAAUGAGGCCAUAAUACGAGAUGAUGAGCUUGAAGGUACUGCGCCGGACUCAUCGGCGGAUCCCCCGCUGGAGCGCAUAUUUCUAUCAAGGUCUUUUGAUGAAUUCAUGAGCGAGAGCUUUGUAUCACUUGUCAAGCUACGAGAGAACCUUGGUUACUCAUGGGACGAAGCGAAUGAGAGCCUGAUCAAUGGCAUCAGCAACACAGCUGACCUUAAUAGGCAGUUUCCAUCCGAUCAAGCAACCAAAAUGAAUGACCAUCUAGCCUCAGGGGUGCGCACGAAGAGAAGUGUUCCGUUGAUUUGUUGGGAAUUCGCAAUGAAGUACUUCAAGGACUGUACGAAAUACUGCAUUCGCUGCCAUCGACUUGUCAGAAACGACGUGGGCUCUCUCAAGCCAUUCGUUUGCUCCAACCAACUCUGCUUAUUCCAGUAUAUGCAGAUGGGACUGGGACCCAGUGUUGAGCACGAGAUUCUUAGCCAGCCCAAGGUGGUCGAUCUUUUGUGCAGCUUCUGCUACAGCAGCACCCUGGCCGUUUACUUGGGCGACAAAAACAAAUACUCCAUCAGAGAGUUCCCCGUUGGUCUCUCACUCAAAGUCCCAGGCUUCUUCGGCCGAAGACAGUCAUCUGCAUCAUUACCCAGCUGCAUUCCAGUUCGGGUCACAGAUCUUGACCAGGGUCUAUUGCUAGACACCUAUGACCACGACGACUGGCUUGCAUCUCUGAAGCCAGGGGUUUGUUGUGCGCUUGUGAAUCAGGUCACACUUCUCAACAAUGGGUUCACUCUCAAGAAGGACACAUUCUCAUCAAAGCUGGAAACGCGCUACAUUCGACCGACGUGGGUCCAAAAAGGCCCGAACGAUCCUUGGGCAUCCCCAUUUACAGGUGAAAUGAAUGCACAUAUGGAAUCGAUCACCUAUGGCAAUGUCGUCAGCAUCGACCGAAAUGCGGGUACUGUGGUCAUCUCAGUUGCAGGACGUCGAUGUCGAGCAGUCGAUAUUGGUGCCGUACAAGAGACUGACCCGCGGCAAGACCCUGCUCAGCUGUUCCUUGCCACUUUUGAUACGAGUUUCGACACUUUGCUCGACGACGGAAAAGCCAUGGCAAUCCGAUUCAUCUUGGACAUGCUACCGCCAAUCGCGCAGAUCAGGACUUUCCUCAAGAAGAACCCGAACUCGUCAGUAACGGGUAUGAGCCAGGUGUUGCCCCCUGCGGCGACGCUUUUGGAAUGGAUUGUUGCGACAAAUAGAUCGCUCAUCAUGUGCCUCGAGGAGGAGGACGACAUUGACCCGACUAUGGAUGUGACACCUUCACAGUCCUUAGCCUUGCUAAAAAUACCAGAGAUGUCAGGCUACGUCCAGUUCCGCUUUGCUCAGGGCUCGCCUGACAAGGAAGAACGCUUCAGGACAGAACUGAAUCGAAUGGGAGCUGCGGGCUCCAAGCAUCCGACCAUCUUUGGGUGGCAUGGAAGCAACCAAUCUAACUGGCACAGCAUCAUCAGGACGGGACUUGAUUUCAACGACGUCGCCAAUGGACGGGCCUAUGGCAAUGGAGUUUACUUUUCGCAAGAGUUGAACACCAGCAUGGGAUACGCGCACCUAGGAACAAGCUUUAUGUGGCCAUCUUCUGCUUUACAGUCCAAUAGGAUCAUCGUUCUGAGCGAGCUGAUCAACAUACCUGAUGAGUUCGUCAGCCGUAGCCCUCAUUUGGUCGUACAGAAUAUUGAUUGGCAGCAAUGCCGCUAUCUGUUCGUCCAAAAGCCAUCAGCUCUAGCGCAGGUUCCUCCUGCCUUGGUCGCUCCCUCUGCCACAUGUCAUAUGACAUCUCCGAGCAUGUUUAUCGAGCAGGAUCCAAACAUGAUCCCCCGAGGAGCUGACCACAGACCGCUAAGGAUCCCCCGGGCAGCUAUACCAUCGUCUGGCAGCCAGAUGUUACCGACGGAUGAUGAUGGUUACGAGAGCGAAGAUGAUGAUCUUGAUGUCUUGACGGAAGUGGUCGAAAUAUCCAGUGACGAAGAGGAGGUACACACUGGUGCAGAGGACUACGAUACAGAAGUCGAGCUGCUUGAAGCCCGGACCAUCAAGCCCGAUCACCUCACCGACUUCCAACCUGGCACAUUGGAUCUCGCAAGUCUCCCCCGCCUUGCUCCUCCUCAAAGAUCUGGCGGUGCUGGCAGGCACCUGGCAAAGGAAAUCAGUGUGCUCAGGAAGAUCCAGGAAGCUACGCCUUCACACGAGUUGGGAUGGUACAUCGACUUUGAUGGUAUGUCGAAUAUGUUCCAGAUGAUCGUGGAGCUGCACAGCUUCGACAAGACAAAACCUCUAGGGAGAAGCAUGGCUACAAGAAGCGUCAACUCCAUCGUGAUGGAACUCCGUUUUGGCGAGAACUUCCCCAUCUCUCCUCCUUUCGUGCGCGUGAUCCGCCCUCGCUUCUUGCCUUUCCAUGCGGGCGGAGGGGGACAUGUCACGCUUGGCGGCGCUAUGUGCAUGGAGCUCCUCACAUCAAGCGGCUGGAGCCCGGCAUGCAGCAUAGAGCACGUUCUGAUCAUGGUACGGCUUGCGCUGGUCUCAGAAGACCCGCAGCCGGCUCAGAUAGAGCAUGCUGGCGGCGGUGAUUAUGACAUUGGCGGCGCUGUGGUGGCCUACCGCCGGGCAGCGAUGGUUCAUGGUUGGCAAAUACCGCCCGACCUGGACCAAACCGCCAUGGGAGCCGGCUCUGCAUCUGCAUAA
Molecule: messenger RNA, 3627 nt
Organism: Pyricularia pennisetigena
Lineage: Eukaryota; Fungi; Ascomycota; Sordariomycetes; Magnaporthales; Pyriculariaceae
Exons: 1
Coding region: 1-3627 (1208 amino acids)
Molecular function (GO): NAD+ poly-ADP-ribosyltransferase activity
Source: RefSeq, a predicted model, not a curated record